This is a messenger RNA of Phycomyces blakesleeanus NRRL 1555(-), 1095 nucleotides long. RefSeq lists its product as hypothetical. Lineage: Eukaryota; Fungi; Mucoromycota; Mucoromycetes; Mucorales; Phycomycetaceae. The record is from RefSeq and is a predicted model, not a curated record. Bases 1 to 1095 code for a protein of 364 amino acids. The transcript is spliced from 4 exons.
AUGAAUAUGGAUCUGCGGAAGUUCAUGCACGUCAGUCUGACUUACCCAUCUGAUAUCUCCCCUAUGUCAUUUGUCAAUGUUUCUGUCGACAGUGAGGUCGAUGAAAAUUUCAAUGAAAUUGACGUUGAGCAUGAGAGCAAUGAGAAUGCCGAAGAUAUUGAUGAUAUUAAAGUUGAAGAGGUAAACACUGAAUAUAUGUUUUCAAACAGCAGUAUGCCUGAGAAUCAUGUACACAGAUUCAUCGCAACAUUUAUUGUGCUAUUCGAAAUUUGCUACGUGAUCACCAACAACUUGCCUUUUAGUGGGUGGUUUAAAGCUGAGAACAUUAUCCUUGUAGGACUUUUGCCUGGUCCCAAGGAGCCCAAAACUGACGAAAUAAAUAACUAUCUUGAGCCAAUGGUAGAUGAAUUUGUACAGCUGCAUCGUGGAGUAAGAGUCCCAGCAUUCGAGUUUCCUGCUGGCGAAGUGAUUCGUGCUGCAUUGAUGAUGGUUGCCUGCAACAUCCCAGCUGUCAGAAAGACCAGCGGAUUUACUGCAUUGAGAAGCAAAAUCGGCAGAAAAUUUGCAUUUAUGAAAGCAGACGAGUGGAAAUCGUGGGUGUUGGUGUAUUCUCCUCUGGUGUUGAACAUUACAUUUGAUGAUAUUAAUACCGCCCAUAGACAUCUCGAACAAUUUUGUGAAAAAUGCAACAAGAUUUACACCGCCACAAUCCUUACCUGUAACAUGCACCUAAACCCUCGUUUUCGAGAAACUAUUCUAGAUUUUGGACCAGUGUACAGUUAUUGGCUCUUUAUAUUCGAGAGAUACAAUGACCUACUCAAGAAUAUCAGUACAAACGGCAAGGACAAUUCUUCUGAAACUACCAGAAUUAUUAUCAUUGGCAAUGAACCUCUCCCGUCUACAUCCUUCACACUUUCAGUUAGUAAACCUUCUUCAAUGGGUGAUAUUGAUUAUCCCUACUUGUUGCAAUACUACAAACUUGCAUACCUCACCCCCGAUCUCGUCCAUUAUCAAAGUUCUGCCGCCUCUUUAUUCUUUGCCAAUGAUCAGAUUAUAAAGUUGGAAUCAAUCAACAAUAUUGGCCAAGUGUACUAA